AUGGCUGAACCACCCACGCCCGAUUUGUCACAUUUAAGUGCAGAAGAACGACAAAUUAUUGAGGAAGUACUUCAACGACAACGUGCUGAAGAGGAGAAAGAAACACAACUUAGCCAAAAAGCAGAUGAAGAAUUGGAAGCAAUCGAAAAGCAAAUCAAUCAACGAAAAGAGAUUGCACAACGUCUUGUUGGUACACAGGAUGAUGCCAUCUGUCAAAUUUGUCAAAAAACUAAAUUUGCAGAUGGCAUUGGUCACAAAUGCUUUUAUUGUCAAUUACGAUCGUGCGCUCGUUGUGGUGGUCGUACGGCAAGUAGAAAUAAACCAAUUUGGGCGUGUUCAUUGUGCCAACAACGACAACGAAUUCUUGCUAAAACUGGCAAAUGGUUUCAACAAGCUGCAAUGGCUGAUGAAGCUAAAGGGACAGCUAGUCCAGGUGACAUAAGUCCUACCUAUUCUGCACCACGAACACCAGUAUCAUCGAUGAGUCGUAAGAGCAGUAUGAUAAGUCCAACAACACGAGCAGCCAAUAAUGCCUCAUCAUCUUUGGUAACAUCUGCUGGCCUAGGCUCAAAUAUGCAAAUAUCAUCAUCAGCCAUAACCAUUCAUUCCGAUGCUAAAAAAUCUGUUCCGGUAAAGCAAGAACGAUCACAGCUAACACGUAAACCGGUAAAUUCAACCAUUAAACGACAAACGACACUUUUACGACAACCAUCUCUUGAGACGGAACGUCGAAAUGGUACAACCGAUUCUAUCACAACACAUCAACAUGAUAGCUCAAAACAACACAAUGAUUUAGAUGAAUGUUCAGCUGAUCGAUCGAUAAGUGCUGAAAGUUUUGAUCAAAUGAUACCAACUGAUUAUAAAUUAUCAUCACAACAAACUAAAACAAAUCAACAAAUCAAUGAUAAAAAAUUUUUGCAAAAUAAAUUAACCACUGAAUAUGAUUAUGUAAAGAAGAAUAGGACUAAAAGUCCUGAAAGAUUACGACAACAACAACAACAACAACAACAACAACAACAACAACAACAACCUGGUAGAUCAUUUGAUGAUCAAAAUCAAAGACGUGUAAGUAGCGGUAGUAUAAGUCAUAAACAAUCACGUGAUGAUACGUCUUUUCACGUUAAUGAUAGGUAUCAAUCUCGAGAAAAAUCAGAUAUUGUAAAUCGAGAUGAACGACAGCAAAAAGAAAUGGAAAGUGGUAUACAACCUGAAAAGAAUACUUGUUCCACUGUUGUUGUUAGCGUAAAUUCGGGUGGUGGCGCUGAAUUACGUCGUUCACGUAUCGUACGUGAAAGUGAUUCUAAACGAAUUAAUUCACCAACUGAAGCUGAACAACAAGUUAAUCCGUUACCAUCGGCAACGAGUAGUAGUGUAUUCUCAACAACAGGAAGACGAAAAAUAAGACUUUCAAGACAACUUCAUUCGAUGUCAUCGUCUGAGGAUGAAUUACCAUCAACAUCAAAUGGUAAUAAUGAAGAAAUGGUACCACAAAUUGGUACAGAAAUUAGUUUUGAAAAAGAUAUUCUAAGGUAUAUUUAUGGUUCACAAAAAAUGCGAAAUGGACGUAAAUUUUUAUCUGAUUCAAAUCGUAAAUUUCAACGCAGUAACGAAGUGAUAAAUGCGCCAAUGAUACAAUCAACAAUUUUACCUGGUGAUAUGCUUGCAGCUAAAAUACGCACUUAUCUUUCUCAUCCGGUAACCUGGCAACCAUCAGCAGAUCAACAUCGUCUAAUCGGUCAUAUGAUAUUGCAUAAAGCAAAUGGUACACAUGGUGAUCUUGGCUUAAAGGUUGUUGGUGGUCGACGAUCAGAUACCGGUCGUUUAGGUGCAUUUAUUACACAGGUAAAACCUGGAUCUGUUGCUGAUACUAUUGGUCAUCUUCGAAAAGGUGACGAAGUAUUAGAAUGGAAUGGUCGUCAAUUACAAAAUGCAACAUUUGAUCAAGUUUAUGAUGCGAUCAAUUCAUCAAGGCAUGAUACACAAGUUGAAUUGAUCGUUUCACGUUCAAUGAGUAUACCCGGUGGUGAUGAUUUCCUGAAUGUACAAAGGAUGUUACCGAAUCCGGCAUUUCUUCCAACCGGUGGUGGAACAGGAAUUGGUAAUUAUUAUCUAAACAAUUCAUUGGAUACCACUGGUUUCAUACAUACACAAUCAGCAACCACUUCACCUUAUAUGCAAUCAUUUAUUAAUUCAAAUUUUAAUUCUGCAUUGAUCCAUAAAGCAAUCGAAUCACCAUUAUAUGAUACUGCUGGACCAUCAAGAAUAAUUGCAUCUAAUGAUUUUUCUGGCAGGCAAUUUGGAAGAGGACAGAUUUUUGGACGAAUUGAGAUUUCGUUAUAUUACGGUGCGGCAGAAAGGCAACUUGUUGUUACAAUAAGACAUGCAAUAGAUUUACCACCACGACCGGAUGGUACAGCUCGUAAUCCGUAUAUUAAAUUAUUUCUUCUACCGGAUCGAAGCGAAAAAAGUCGUCGACAGUCUGCCGUACUUGUAGAAACAUGCAAUCCGAUCUGGAAUGAACCAUUUUAUUAUCAUGGACUUACCAAACCUACGUUAAUGGAACGUGUUCUGGAGGUGACAGUUUGGGAUUAUGAUCAAUAUGAGACAAAUUCAUUUAUGGGUGAAGUGCUGAUUGAUUUUACAGUUGCUCAGUUAGAUGAUGAACCAUUUUUGUAUACAUUGGUAGAUAUGGAUGAAGAUAAUCCGCUUAGAGCAAAGUUACAACAACGUCGUCUCAAUAUUUAUCACGCAUCCACACGCUCAAAAAGUGAAAUGGGACAUUAUCCAAACAUUCAUCAACAACGUGCAACUGAUUACGUGGCUAAUUACGAAGCUUAUCAUCCUGGAUCGCGACAGCAAUAUAUGAUGCAUCCAAAUUAUGGAAUGCGUCGAUCACGGACAUAUGAUCGGAGUGGAGCACGAAUUGAGGAAGAUUGGACAGUAGCCCAUCCAUCAGGAUACUUAUCCGAUCAUGGUUACAGUAAUCAUAUGCCGGUUCGUUAUUCACAACGAGAGAGAAGACCACGAUCUGCUACUGCUAUGCGUCCAUUAACAGAUAUACGAACUUACAAUCGAAAUUUGCCACCAGCUCCAUGGGUUGCAGAUGAGGAAGAUGGUCAACAGGUAUCAAUGCCACAAUCAGCACAGGCGCUAACAAGGUUUCCUCGAGAUCCACGAUCACCCAAUGAACGAUUAAGAUUAGAAGCAAUGCAUGAGCAGCAACCUGGAUAUGGAAGUGAUGGAUCAGAAACAUUAAGUAUACAUUCAGCACAGAGUAUGCCUACAAGGCAACCACCACGUCGUAUAGCAAAUGGUGAAAGUGAACAAGUAAGUAUGAAUCAACAAUUAGAUGAUAAUGUAGAGGAAUACAUCGAAGAAGGAGCUAUAAGUGAUUCUGUGAUGGCUAAAGGAAGUGUUACCACAAAUACCAAAGAUCGUAAAAAAAGUUUGAUGACAAGACUUAUUCCGGGUAGAAAUGCUCCACUUGAAGGCAAAAGGACAGGAUUUCAACGAUCAGAAGAAGUGGGUGUGCCGGAAGGCUUAACCGUACCAGGCGAUUAUCUUCAAGCUCCGUUCAUGAAGCAAACUUCAAAGGAAUCAACAGAUUCCUCACAUAGUGAUAAUUUGGGACCAAUUUUAACCGAUGGUCCAUUGGGAAGUUUUGUUGAUAGCUUGGGACCUGGCCAGGUUGUGGGUCGACAAGUUUUAGCAAGUCCGGUACUUGGUGAAAUACAAAUAGGUAUAUCAUCAGGUAGAGCAGGCAUUGAUGUUGAAAUUAUUCGUGCUAAAAAUCUUGUAGUUAAGCCAGGUGUGAAAGUUAAUCCAGCUCCGUAUGUUAAAGUAUAUUUGUUGGAAGGUAAACAAUGCAUAGCUAAAGCGAAAACACGUGCAGUAAGAAGGACCACUACACCGAUAUUUCAGCAACAUAUCGUUUUCUCUGAGACACCACGAAAGAAGAUGCUUCAGAUAACAGUAAUGGCUGAUUAUGGUCGAAUGGAACGGAAAUCAUUUAUGGGUAUUGCACAAAUCCGAUUGGAUGAUUUAGAAUUGACUUCUGAGCCAAUGGUUGGCUGGUAUAAGUUGUAUCAUAGUUCAAGCCUAGCCGGUACUGGACCAGUUCGUAAAGAUAGUGAUACAAGUUUGACUGAAAUAAAGCAAUGA
Molecule: messenger RNA, 4161 nt
Organism: Brugia pahangi
Lineage: Eukaryota; Metazoa; Nematoda; Chromadorea; Rhabditida; Onchocercidae
Source: the annotation of a GenBank genome assembly